Molecule: messenger RNA, 423 nt
Organism: Aspergillus affinis
Lineage: Eukaryota; Fungi; Ascomycota; Eurotiomycetes; Eurotiales; Aspergillaceae
Product: geranyl-geranyl pyrophosphate
Exons: 4
Coding region: 1-423 (140 amino acids)
Source: RefSeq, a predicted model, not a curated record
AUGCAUCUGCUAUCGUAUAUCGUGGAGGCCGGGCUUCUACAGGAUGAUCUGGAGAAAUUGGAUCCAACAGAGCACCCAAUUACGAAAAGCUUCCUGACACGCGCCGCCAAAGUCUUGCCCAACAUAGCAGAGCAAGUCCAAGCUCUGGACCUCAAGUUCGGCAGAAUCUUGCUCCAUCAAUGGCAAAACUGGAAGGUUGCGGAAGAGGAGAUCCAAACUCGCAAAAACACCCAGUACGAGACAGUCUCCGAGUAUCUGAGGGAUCGAUUCGUCAUCGCUCUCGUGCGUUUCGCAACGCAGAUUGAAUUAACAAGCGAGGAGGAUGCCACGCUCACCCCCCUUAGCCACACACUCUGUGCUGUCUUCAGUCUCUACAAUGAUUACUAUCCCUGGGAGAAGGAGUUUGAGACACACCCGCUCUGA